Molecule: messenger RNA, 1065 nt
Organism: Drosophila simulans
Lineage: Eukaryota; Metazoa; Arthropoda; Insecta; Diptera; Drosophilidae
Product: mpv17-like protein 2
Exons: 1
Coding region: 76-759 (227 amino acids)
Biological process (GO): mitochondrial ribosome assembly
Cellular component (GO): membrane; cytoplasm
Source: RefSeq, a predicted model, not a curated record
UCUAUUGUUCCCAUCAAUAAAUUACAAAACUGAUCCACAAACCGGUUCCUGCAAUGUCAGAACGAUAGAAAAUUUAUGUUUUUAAAUCAAUUCGCACACCUACAAAAAAACAAAACAGGAUCAGAUGGGAUUAGGAUGUUUAGCUGGACUCGACUGGCCAAUCCGCUGAAGAUGGGCUGCCAGUUCGUAACGCAUUUCGCGACAGCCCCCCAAAUUCCUCCGAAUGCAAAAUUCUGGUCGAAGCUGUUCGGAAAGUACCUGUUGCUGACGAAUACCAUCGGAUCGGGACUGCUCCUCGCCAUCGGCGAUGCAAUUGCUCAGCAGUACGAGGGAUUUGGUGAAAAGAAAGCCUUUGACUACUCUCGCUCAGGAUGCAUGAUGAUUACGGGCUCGGUGAUUGGUCCGGUUCAGCACGGAUUCUAUCUGCUGUUGGAUGGGCUUCUACCGGGCACUAGUGGAUGGGGUGUGCUGCAUAAGAUACUCGUGGAUCAGUUGAUCAUGUCGCCCAUCUACAUUUUCCUGUUCUUUUACGUCAGCAGUUUGCUGGGGGGAAAGACCUUCGUGGAGUGCAAUAGCGAGCUGUCGGAGAAGUUCCUCUACACCUGGAUGUUAGACUGCUGCUUCUGGCCGGGUCUGCAGUAUCUUAACUUUCGCUUCCUCAAUUCCCUCUAUCGGGUGGUGUUCGUUAAUGUAGCCAAUUGCGUGUACGUCGUUCUGCUUUCCCAUAUAAAGUACGGGUUUUCCUACCAUGAUCCCUAGUUAUAUUUAAUGACAAUUGAACUGAAUAAGCAAAAUACAAUAAUGGCGUUCCAACAACUCAUGAAUACAUUUUAAAAGCGAUAAGAAAGCUAUCGAUUCGAAGCUUGCAGAAGCAGUAAGUGGUCAGUCGAAAAAGUGCCAUCCCCAAUCAGCUGCUAGUUUAACGUCAAAACAAUCGGGUCUUUCGUAACGUAAAUCAAAAACACACGGGACUACAGUAGUCGCAAAUUGCAGUGGCUGCGAAUGAUGUUUGGCACUCGCUGCCUGCGCCAGUGCUACGGUCUCCGAAACCCGGCCGUUCCCUGG